This is a messenger RNA of Neurospora tetraspora, 3266 nucleotides long. RefSeq names its product ATP synthase alpha/beta family, nucleotide-binding domain-containing protein. NCBI's taxonomy places the organism in Eukaryota, Fungi, Ascomycota, Sordariomycetes, Sordariales, Sordariaceae. Gene Ontology annotation, cellular component: proton-transporting V-type ATPase, V1 domain; fungal-type vacuole membrane. The transcript is spliced from 7 exons. The record is from RefSeq and is a predicted model, not a curated record. Gene Ontology annotation, biological process: ATP metabolic process; proton transmembrane transport. Gene Ontology annotation, molecular function: ATP binding; ATP hydrolysis activity; proton-transporting ATPase activity, rotational mechanism. The coding region runs from base 453 to 2876 and encodes 807 amino acids.
AUACCAUCGCUCCCCAAAGUGCCACCAGGUUGAUUUGCGGUUCAUCAAGCGAAGUCUACUUUAUAGACAUUUUGAGUUUCUGAUGAAGUGGGAAUGUCGGACGUUGAACAGCGGUUCACCCCUUUUCACUUGGUUGGGCGGGGGUCCUCAAACACAGGGGGGCUUGUUUACUUCCAACAUGUGUUCCUCAAAUGCGCCACUGCCUGCACGAUAAAACGAAACAUCUGCCUGACGAGACAAGCUCCAAAAUCACUUCGCCAGUUUGCCAAACCUCGUGUCGAAGAGUCUAUUUGGCAAAGAUACACAAUACCACCAGGACUGUACCUGAGACCAAGUACCUUCAGUUCGACCAUAAGCGUGCGCACUGCCCGCCUAACACCGACCGUUCAUUGACACCUUCCCGCACGACACGUCUGCAUAUCCAUCCAGCAGGGACCUGACAGACAGAUUGCAUGCAGGCGGGAUUCAGGCCGCGGUUGAAGGCGCGACCUUCGCUUGUUGACCUGCUGGUUCAUGCCAGCAGAAACAGCGGUCCCAACUCUCCCACUUGCAGCGAGAGCGGUCUUGGAACAGGCGAUUACUGGGACAAGAGGGACAGCAGUCCGGGCAAGAGCAGCCUUAGGAGUUGGAGCGAGCGGGAUGACAGAGGUACUGCUAGGGGCCACUUACAGCAGGAGUUUGUAUCAUGGCCUCCACAAGUGGUGGGAUCGGCGGGGUCAUGGUUGGAGAGCGACGGGGAUCCAGAUGGGGAGCAGCUGCCACUGUCCCUCCCACUACGCGGGCGGCUGCGGCUGCGGCCUGGGGUGCCUCACCUCGUCACCACCAUCCCAAAUUCGGCGGCUCUGCUUGACCAAGCUUCCAACCUCCCACUGCCACCAUCACCAACCAAACCGUCCUCGGAUCCCUCAACACCCACAUUGCAGCUCGAUACGCCUGCCCGCACAUCACCCGAGCGACCCGCGCACAAACAUAUACCUACAGUCAUCGUUACCUCGGAUUCCCCUCGACCUCCUCUGAAACCUACCUCCGCGCCAAUUGCUCUUUCGCCCAAGAUGGCUCCCCAACAAAACGGCGCCGAGAAGGAUGGCAUCCAUACCGGCAAGAUCUACUCCGUUUCCGGCCCCGUCGUCGUCGCCGAGGAUAUGAUUGGUGUUGCUAUGUAUGAGUUGGUGAAAGUCGGCCACGAUCAACUAGUUGGUGAAGUCAUUCGCAUCAAUGGCGACCAAGCGACUAUCCAAGUAUACGAAGAGACGGCUGGCGUCAUGGUUGGCGAUCCCGUACAUCGGACAGGCAAGCCUCUCUCCGUCGAACUCGGCCCCGGUCUCCUAAACAACAUUUACGAUGGUAUUCAGCGCCCCCUCGAGAAGAUCGCCGAGGCUGCCAACAGCAUUUACAUUCCCCGCGGUAUCGCCAUCCCUGCGCUGGACCGUAAGAAGAAGUGGGAGUUCACACCGACCAUGAAGGUUGGCGAUCACAUCUCGGGCGGUGACGUCUGGGGUACCGUCUACGAAAACUCGUUCAUCUCCGUUCACAGGAUCCUGCUCCCUCCCAGGGCCCGUGGUACCAUCACCAGAAUCGCUGAGAAGGGCGAGUACACCGUUGAGGAAAAGAUCCUGGAGGUCGAGUUCGAUGGCAAGAAGACCGAAUACCCCAUGAUGCAGACCUGGCCUGUUCGUGUACCGCGCCCUACGACCGAGAAGCAUUCCGCCAACCAGCCUUUCCUUGUCGGCCAGCGUGUGCUCGACGCUCUCUUCCCCUCCGUCCAGGGUGGUACUGUUGCUAUCCCUGGUGCUUUCGGCUGUGGCAAGACUGUCAUUUCUCAGUCCGUCUCCAAGUUCUCCAACAGUGACGUUAUCGUAUAUGUCGGUUGUGGUGAGCGUGGUAACGAAAUGGCUGAAGUCUUGAAGGAUUUCCCCGAGCUGUCUAUCGAGGUCGACGGCCGCAAGGAGCCCAUCAUGAAGCGCACAACCCUCAUCGCCAACACCUCCAACAUGCCCGUCGCCGCCCGUGAAGCCUCCAUCUACACGGGUAUCACAGUCGCCGAGUACUUCAGAGAUCAGGGCAUGAACGUUGCCAUGAUGGCUGACUCUUCGUCCCGUUGGGCUGAGGCGCUCAGAGAAAUUUCCGGUCGUCUUGGAGAAAUGCCGGCUGAUCAGGGUUUCCCCGCUUACCUUGGUGCCAAGCUCGCCUCCUUCUACGAACGUGCCGGCAAGGUCGAGGCUCUUGGUAGCCCACCGCGCGAGGGCAGUGUCAGCAUUGUUGGUGCUGUCUCUCCCCCCGGUGGUGACUUCUCUGAUCCCGUCACAUCUGCCACCCUCGGUAUCGUGCAGGUCUUCUGGGGUCUCGACAAGAAGCUUGCGCAGCGCAAACACUUCCCGUCCAUCAACACCUCUGUCAGUUACAGCAAGUACCUCACGAUCCUCGACAAGUGGUACGAGAAGGAGUACCCCGACUUCCCCCGCCUCCGCGACCGCAUCCGCCAGCUCCUUUCCGACAGCGAAGAGCUCGACCAGGUCGUCCAGCUGGUCGGCAAGUCGGCGCUCUCGGACCCCGACAAGAUCACGCUCGACAUGUCGACGCUCAUCAAGGAGGACUUCCUCCAGCAAAACGGCUACUCAGACUACGACCAGUUCUGUCCUAUUUGGAAGACGGAGUGGAUGAUGAAGCUCAUGAUGGGAUUCCACGACGAGGCGCAAAAGGCCAUUGCCCAGGGCCAGAACUGGAACAAGGUGCGCGAGGCCACCCAGGACCUGCAGGCCCAGUUGAGGAGUCUCAAGUUCGAGGUGCCUAGUGAAGGACAGGAGAAGAUCUGCAAGAAGUACGAGGCGAUACAGCAGCAGAUGCUGGACAAGUUCGCGUCUGUUAUUGAUGAGUAAACGCCCGGCGCGGGGAUAUACGGUAGUUGAGUUAGCAUAGAAGGAACGAAGCAAGCAUGCAUGCAUGGACUGCCUGUCUGUAUGGGGUUCAUUGAAAUGAAAGGAGAGUACACAUGAAAUGGAUUGAUAGGAUGAUGAUGAAAGACUGUUCUAGUUGGUUUCUUUCACUUUUAUGAGUAGUUCGUCGUCGUUGUUGAAGUGGUAGUUGUGUAUGUUGCUCACUUGUCACGGAACCCUUGGUACCUCUUGCUUUCGAGCGCCAUGCUAUUAUCUUCUCUUGGGUGCGCUUUUGUCUUACACAGACAGCUAUACCAACCGUGCUUUGAACCACUUGGUCGUAUGUAUAUACCCUCGCUUGCCUCUAGAAUACUGGCUUACUUCAACCCUGUG